GGACGAGAGACCACCCCACUUUACUGGAUCGGAUGCUACAGCAUCCAAACUGCCUGCUAACAGCAGAUGGAUUCCUCCAAGUAGUUUGAAAAGAGAUGUUCCAAUUCCUGAUGAUAAAAAUGAUGCUACAUUUCGUAAAGUUAGAGGAAUACUCAAUAAACUUACACCUGAGAAGUUUGAUAAGCUAAGUUUGGAACUACUCAAUGUGGGUAUAGAAACCAAUACCAUUCUCCAUGGAAUUAUUUUAUUGAUAUUUGAAAAAGCUCUUGAUGAACCCAAGUAUAGUUCUAUGUACGCACAGUUAUGUCACCAAUUAUGUGAAGACGCACCAAACUUUGAUUCCUCGUCCUCUAGUGUAACUACAUUUCGUCGCCUCCUUUUGAAUAAGUGUCAAGAUGAAUUUGAAAACAGAUCACGAGCUACAGAAGCUUUUGAUCGUAAAGAUGGACCCCUCACACCUGAAGAAGCUGAACAAUAUCACCUGGCCAAGAGGAAAAUGCUGGGAAAUAUCAAGUUCAUUGGUGAACUUGGUAAACUUGAAAUGCUGCAUGAAGGAAUUCUACACAAAUGCAUUAAACAGCUUUUGGAGAAGAAGAAAAGUGUUCCGAUCAGAGAUAUGGCAGAAGACUUUGAAUGCCUCUGUCAGAUAAUGAGAACAGUUGGGCGUCGUCUUGAUACAUCUAAGGCAAAGUCAUGGAUGGACCAAUACUUUGAAAGGAUUAGAAGUUUUUCACUGCAUGUGGAAUUACCUUCAAGGAUUAGAUUUAUGCUUCAAGAUAUAGGAGAAUUGAGGGCUAAUAAAUGGGUUCCAAGACAUGUUUCUAAGGAUAAUGGACCAAGAACGAUAACUGAGAUACGUCUUGAAGCAUCUGAUGAAUUUGGUGAGUACAUUCCAACAAAACAAGGAAGGUUUACAGGACAUGGACAGAUGAAUGGUGGGCUGCCACCACAGUGGGGGAAUAAUCUGACAGAUCUGUUUGGAAUGUCAGGACCAGGAAUGGUUAUGGGGACAAUAGGCACAGGGACUGGACCGGGGGUUAUAAAUGAUUCACCAGGAUACAUGCCGAAACAAAAACAACAGGGACAGGGAUAUGUCAACUACAACAAACAAAAUCAGAACAUUAUGGGAAGGACAGGGAACCAGAGACAGAAUGGUACUACAGGGCAACAGUCAGGGAGACUGUCACCACAAGCUCAACCUACACAACAGCAACAACAACAAAGGAAACAAGCAGGUCAACAAAGUAGGGAUCUGCCACCAAGAUUUGCUGCUAAAUUGACACAACAGCCGACUCAGAUAACACCACCAACAACCAACACACAAGUGCCACCAAUGGCCAUGAUGAAUGGUGUUGGUGGAUCCUACCCACAUAAAGAGGAGAUCAGUUUAAGGCCUGCCAAAAACUUCAAUGUGUUCAAACCAACAUCACCAAGCAAUUUACCACGAUCUGCGCAGGGGAUUCCACCAACAAGUCAGAUGAGUAAAAUGGUAGUCACACCACCAGAGCCACCUAAACCACUGCUCAAUAAACAGCAACCAAUCACUAUCAAGCAGGAGAAGGAGAAGCCUAAGCCAGUUAAAAAGAUUGUACCUAAUAAAGAAGAGGUGGAUAAGGCUACAACUAAUAUUCUGACAGAAUAUCUGGAGGCUGGUGGAUGUAAUGAUGCUUUAAAUGCAUUUAAGGAUCUCAAUUGUCCUAAGAAGUUCAUGGGAGAAGUUUUGAUGAAUAUGAUGAAAGCUUCUGUGGAUAAAUCAGAUACAGAAAGAGAAAAUAUUAUGGUACUGAUAACUGCCAUGAAAUCUGAGAAUCUGAUGUUGGCUGAUCAGUUCAUGGAGGGAUUCCAGAUGUUACUGGAUCAAAUGUCAGCUAUGGAGGCUGAAAUUCCCUUAAUUAAAACUUACCUUGCUAAGUUUGCUGCUAUGGGAGUAACAGAGGGGGUAAUUACCCUGGCAGAAUUGGCAGACCCAAUGGAGAAUGGUGCUUAUUACCCCUUGUUUCUCCUCUGUCUUCAACAGAUACAUAAAAUAAAGGACAAGAAAUGGCUGGUGGCUUCAUUUAACAACAGUAAAAUUAAUCUGCAGAAAAUGUUGCCAGAAAUCGAUCAGAAUAAAGAGAGAAUGAUGGAGAUAUUAGAGGACCGUGGACUGAGUUUUAUGUUCCCAUUAUUACGUGUGCAAUCAGAGUUGUGGCGACAGAUCCAGGCAGAACCAAAUGCCACUGCUCUGUACAAGUGGAUAAAGGAUAGUGUUGAUACAAACCUCCAAUAUACCACAGGAUUUAUUAAUGUUUUAACUGCAUGUGUGUUAAAAUAUGUGACCCAGGACUGUACUUUGGGGAAGGAUAUAGAUACAUCUGCAACUCCAGACAAGACUGGAAUAGAAAAAGAAAAACAGAACCUUGAUAAAAUGAAGGGAGUAUUACAGAUGUUUUUACAUGAUCAUUCAGAUCUCCAGAUGGUCACAUUGUAUGCUACACAAGUGUUCUGCCACUCACAACAAUUCCCCAAAGGGAUGUUACUAAGGUUGUUUAUGAACUACUAUGAUUUAGAGAUAGCUGAUGAAGAGGUGUUCCUAAAAUGGAAGGAGGAAGUAAAUGAUGAAUAUCCUGGUAAAGGAAAAGCUUUGUUUCAGGUUAAUACUUGGCUAACCUGGCUAGAACAGGCAGAAGAAGAAUCAGAUGAAGAGGAAGACUAAAUGUUACUUUUCACAAAAGAAUGCAUUACAGGGAGAUAAUAAUUUUACAGGAUUAAAAACACAUACAGUGAAAAAGGAGACAAUUCACAAAUUGGAUGAUAUAUUUACUGUUAUACAGGAAAGUUCAACCAGCUGGCUAUUUAUAUUAAACUUGAAAACACUGUGAAAAACAAUUCUUUUGUUAUAACUUUUUGACAUUUUAUAUAUUUAUACAUAACUCUAGCUGACUUGGCAACUUUCCUGGAGAUUAAUGCUUUGUGAAUGGCUCAGUUAUUAGCAGUUCAAGAAAACAGACACAUGAAACGUUAAUAGCUAGAAGAAAGACAUUUGAUCAUAAAUUAAAAACUCAAAAUUUCAUAUUUCUUGCUUGAACAGUAUAUAUUGCAGUUUGGGUCAAAAUAGGAUUGUAAGUCUGGAUAUUUAUUUAGUGAUUGUGUGUGGUAAAAGUAGCAGAUAUGGAUGGCUUUAUUUGACCCAUGACGCAAAAUGUUCUGCAAGUGAAUUUAAUCAUGAAAUUGUCGAUACUAACAGAAAACAGAUUUUAUACUAAUAUAGCUUUAUAUUAUGAUUUAUUAUUUUUUGGAAUAUAAGGAUCUCAAAAAGCAUUUAUAUGUAUGUUUUUGUUAAGCAUUUAAUUGCUGAAUUAUAGAUAACUGUCAGAGAAAUUAAAAUGAAAUAUUAGUUAGAAUUUUUAAGUAUGAAAGAGUUAAACAAUUGUGAAAAUGAUUAUAGGCGAUAAAUAGAAAUUUAUUUGUACACUGCUUACCUGCAUAUUUUUACACUGCCUUGAAAGAAUUAUUGUUCAUCAGUAUAUUUAUAUAUGUUACUCUCACAUGUCUCAUCUCUGAAAAAAAAAAUGUCUGAAAAAAAUAUAUGUACAAAAACAUGUUCCAUUUCAUUCAAUUUAUGUAUAAAAAAAUUUGUAAAAAAAAAGAUAUCCUUGUUUACUUUAGCAUUGCUGUUACACUUGCUUCAUAAUUUCACACUGUUCUCCUGUUGUUGGAGUGUAAGACACAUUCAUAUCAUUGGAUUGUAUCAUAACACUCAGCUUACAAUAGUACAUUCAAAGGUUUGUUUUUAAAAAAGAUUAAGUAUUAUAAAUGAUAGGUUAUGUGUUUAGUUCUCAUUUCAGUACAACCUUGUAAAUAUACAUUAACAGAAUACAGUGCAGUUAAGAUGCACUGCUUAUGUUUUGACGCAGAAUCAAUUUUGUACUUUUCUCAAUAUUUGUUAGUUUCAAUUUGACCUAUUGAAGGAGAUAUAAUUUGAAGGUUUACAAUGUUCAAGAAAAAUAACAUAACAUUUUUAACAGAAAUAAAGAGAUAAUUUCUUCCAUAUUCCUUAGUUUGUCACUCAAGUUAACUUUACAAAUCAUUAGUGAGUUUAAUGUUAACUAUUCUAAACCAUGCAGAUAUUUUUGUUGUAAGGGAUUCCAAAGGUAUAUUAGUUACAAAAGUAACCAUUUGAAAAAAGACUCUUGAUUUUUUCCAUUAAAAUAAGGGUCUAUGUUUUUAGACAUUGAAGGAUGAAUUUAUUUUCUGAAUGGAAUUUUUAGUUUUACUUUAGCAUAAUGAAAACAUAAUGAAAUUUAAAAGUCAUUACUCCCUUGCCAAUUUUUCUAAUGUCCUUAAGUAUACAUACAGUGCAUGUAUUACAAGUUUGUAAAACAGCAAUAUGUUGACCUUUAAUCUUUUUCUUGGGGGAAGGGGUGGGGGGUGAUAGCAGUCCUUGACCAGUGUGAUUUGUAGGCUCUGCUGUGAAUAUACAUUAUGUAGGGAAAAUUAAUGCAUAAGUUGUGAAUUUGCUUCUUAGAUUGAAUUAUGUUGGUCUCUAACAUUUAUUUAUGAAAUGUCAUUAUUGUAUCAUUACUAAAAUUAAAGCGUGUAAAUGCAAAUAUAAAAAAAAUGUAUUGAUCACAAUAGUUGUUCUAAAUAUGAUGAAUCAGCAAUUAAAAUACAGUGAUUGGCAGAAAUGCACAGAAGUAGGUUAUUGCCAAUUGAACAUAAUUUAUCCUUAAAAUUAAUUUUCAAGUGACAUGAAGAGCCAUAAAAGAUUUUAUCAUCAUCUAUUUAAAAAAAAAUCAUUUAAAACCACUGACAAAACUGGCCUGAAUCAUCUGUAUGAGGGUCUACUUAAAAAAUGGGAUUUCUUUUGUCUCAGACCAACAAAUAUAUAUUUUGGAAGUAUAUCUAAGCUGUGUCCAGAUUCAACUGUUUCCUCUAUGUUGUUAUGAAACUUGCUGGGCAUCAAAUUUAUCUACAUUUUUUGUAAUUGCUUUUUUUGUCAGCAGUAUUAAUGGGUAAAUAGUAUAGACUACCAUAAACAAAAAGUCUAGAGGAAAAAUAAAUGUGACGAAGAUUAAUCAUUUUUAUAUAACUACAGUUUUUUAAUUAUAAGUAUCUCAAUGUAUAUUGAUUUAUAUAAAUCAAAUAAAUUAUAAAUUUUAUAAAAGGAUCAUAUUAUAAAAUUUAUUUUGACUUGCUAACUGCCAGUAUAUGAAUCCGAAAAUGGUUGAAAUUUAGAAUGUAAAUAUUUAAUGAUAUUUGAUAAUUAUGAUUAAAUCUCUUAGAAUUUAUAAGAUUUGGAGGAACAGAUAAAAGUUUUUAUAAAAUAUUUUGAAUUACCAAACAAGUACAGCAAUCUAUGAGUGUUUAUGAUUUCCUUUUAUCUUAAAAUUAUUAAUCAAUUGUCCAUUGAUUAAAUCACUUUUUGUGAAAAUAGAUUAUCAUUUCAACAUGUUUUUCAGUAAAAGUAGAUCAAAUAUUACUGAAUGAGUGAUUAUUUAGUUGUAGAUGUUGAUAAAUAAAUAACAGGAACAUGUUUGUUAAUAUUUGUAUACCACAGGUGGUUAUUCGUAAUGAUAUUGUUUUCUUGGUUUUUGAAUUAAAGUUGGAGAGGUCUGUAAAAAAGAGAGAAUCGGUGUAAACAAUGGGAUAUGGGACAAGCAGUGUAGGUCAAGGGAUGUUUAAGCUUGUUCAAAUUCAUUUUACUAGAAAGGGUAAAUGUGAAACUUUAUAUUAUAGUAAAUGAAUAUCCUUCAAGAGAUUUUUGUGACAACGUCUUCUUAUGCAAGUAAAUUUAGGGAUGCCUUCAUUAUUUAAUAACAUUUACAGAAGCUGAAACCAACAUUCAACUAUGUAUUGGUUGGUGUAGACAAUUCUACCAUCAAAUUAGAUAUGCUUCAGUAAAAAAUAUUAAAAGUUACCUGACAAAGCAUCCCUAAUGAUCACCCUUAAAUUAUUUUUUUGAAAUAAUAACGGUAUAUUACCCCUUGUGAGACAUUAUGCUUAGACUUACACUUCUAUUUCAAAGAUUUUUUUUUUUAUCAAAUUAGUAAAUACUGUCUGUCAGCAUUGAGCUUAUAGAUUUGUUUAAACAAAACGUCUUCAUAGCUUACAAGAAAGUAUAAUCAACUAUCUACAUCUACAGCUCAUGUGCACAUAUUCACUUGAUUUGCAUAAUAAACAGAGAAAUGAUUUAAUGAUCUGAAAGGUGAAUUUAUAAGCUCAAUGUAGAUGGCUAGUAUUGUUAAAAAUUCAGGAAAUUAUCGUUUUGUCUUCUAAUUUAGUAUAAGACAAAAGUACAAAUUUUCUUGGAAGAUGUUUAAUUUUGGUUAUUUUCUUUUUUUAAAGUAUGAAGUUUUUACCCAAUGUAAUGAUUACUGUAAUCUGUGAAUAAAAUGAAGAUCAUGACAGUUUCUAUUCUUAUACGUUGAUUAUUGAUGACUUGAAAAUUGGGAUACAGAUUAUUGAUGACUUGUAAAUUGGGAUACAGAUUACUUGUUUUCAAAAACAUUUUGAAAGAGUAAAAGAAGUGUUUUGUUGGGAAUUCCCUAAAAUGAUUGUAAACAUUUUCUUUGAAUUUGUCAAAUGAUGCAUUGAUAAGAUUUCAGUGUACUGUUUUUGUAACUUUCUAUUGUCUUGUAGAAAAUUUAUGUCAAUAAAAAAGAUUUAUGUUA
Molecule: messenger RNA, 6653 nt
Organism: Mytilus californianus (California mussel)
Lineage: Eukaryota; Metazoa; Mollusca; Bivalvia; Mytilida; Mytilidae
Product: eukaryotic translation initiation factor 4 gamma 2-like
Exons: 21
Coding region: 290-2695 (801 amino acids)
Cellular component (GO): eukaryotic translation initiation factor 4F complex
Molecular function (GO): protein binding; translation initiation factor activity; mRNA binding
Source: RefSeq, a predicted model, not a curated record